This is a messenger RNA of Lolium rigidum, 555 nucleotides long. Its product is annotated as late embryogenesis abundant protein 19-like. The record is from RefSeq and is a predicted model, not a curated record. The transcript has 2 exons. Lineage: Eukaryota; Viridiplantae; Streptophyta; Magnoliopsida; Poales; Poaceae. Bases 1 to 555 code for a protein of 184 amino acids.
AUGGCAUCCAACCAGGAGCAGGCGAGCUACCGCGUCGGCGAGGCCAAGGGCCACACCCAGGAGAAGACGGGGCAGGUGAUGGGCGCGGCCAAGGACAAGGCGUGCGAGGCCAAGGACCGGGCGGCGGGCCUGGCAGGGCACGCGUCCGGCCAGGGUCAGGGCGCCACGGACGCCGCCAAGAAGAAGGCCGUCGAGGCCCAGGAUAUGACGUCCGAGAUGGCGCAGGCCGCCAAGGACAAGACCGUCGAGAGCAAGGACAACACCGGCAGCUUCCUUGGCGAGAAGACGGAGGCGGCCAAGCAGAAGGCGUCUGAGACGGCGCAGUACGCGCAGGAGAGGUCCUCCGACGCGGCGCAGUACGCCAAGGAGUCCGCCGUCGCCGGCAAGGACAAGACCGGCGGCGUGCUCCAGCAGGCCACUGAGACGGUGAAGGGCGCGGUGGUGGGUGCCAAGGACGCGGUGGUGAACACGCUGGGCAUGGGCGGCAACAACACCGCCAACACCGGCAAGGACAACAGCACCGUCACUGAGAAGAUCACCGGCAGGGAUCACUAG